Messenger RNA from Corticium candelabrum, 1076 nucleotides. RefSeq lists its product as uncharacterized. The coding region runs from base 60 to 728 and encodes 222 amino acids. Lineage: Eukaryota; Metazoa; Porifera; Homoscleromorpha; Homosclerophorida; Plakinidae. The record is from RefSeq and is a predicted model, not a curated record. The transcript is spliced from 4 exons.
CCAUAUCAACUGAGCAAACGUUAGUUGUUAGCUAGAACCGAGCUAAGUGCUUUUUUGCUAUGAAUUUAGACAACGAAGAAGGACCAAUCCUAGUUACAGGGCCCAAUGACGAAGCUCUAGAUAUAUUCAACAGUACGUUGAUGGAGGUUGCAUCUCCAGAGAUCAAAGAGAGGGACAGAGAACCACGAGUGCUUGCAAGCUAUGAACUGCUUAGAAAAGAUUUGAAUUUCAGAGAUGCCAAGUACUUCCUGGUGAUGCCACGUGCAAGCCGCACUCUCGUUUACAUAGAAGGUCACCGCUCUAGCAUGUAUAAAGAAAUCCAACACAUGUGCUCAACUAAUAAAGAUGGCAAAAAACGAGUUUUUAUCGUACUGUAUCGAAACGAGGACGUUCCAGGAGGCUGUCUGUACGAUAGCCAGAUCAAGUACUGGUGGGAUCCUGGACCCCAAAAGGAACUCGAGCAGUUUGCCAAAAUGGGCCAUCUCAUCUCCUUCCAAAGCAAACCAAACAGAAAACAGGAAAAUGCUAUACGCGAGUUUUUGGGAUACAAACCACGCCCUACUCUAUCUUCAUCACAACGACAAAAUGUUUGCGAGGUUCCAGCGAGUCGCAGGCGGUGUUCCACUAUGCGUCGCUGUAAAGCACAGACAGAUAUGGCGUGUGCACCAACUAUUAUGCUAAUUUUAGCUGCUUUGUGUCUCAUUGGUAUUUAUUUUACGUGGCAAUAGGUCCAUCAGAGUUGAAUUCCGAUAAAAAGACUUACAGAAACACUUCUGCGAAUGUUGAAAGAAAGCAUCUAACAAAUCCUACAACAGAAGUUCUAACCAACGUUAGAGAAAGAUGCCCAUAGACGCUAAACAAGAAAUGCCAAUGAUUGAUAAAAAAGAGAUGCCAAUAAACGGUACAACGAGCAUGCCAAGAAAAGGAGUGCUAGUAAACGCUGACAGAGAAGUACCAAUGAACGCUAGAAUGAUAAGGGAGUCCGUUUUUCUCGCGAGCAUGCCUAACCUAGCUUGCUUCUGAAUUAUUAUAGGCAGGCUCCUAGGCAAAUCUUAACUUAGGAAUAAAUUUGUCAA